AUGGAUCAACCUUUAUUUUCUUGCACAAAAUGCCUACAAAAUUUCCCACAGUCUGAGAUGUCCAGGUCUGGACAAGCAUGCAAAAAGUGCAGUCCUCACCACUCUACAUUCAAACAAUGCGAAUAUUGCAAAUCUGACUUUAAAUACAACGUUUGCGGCGGUAUCUGCCCACACUGUCAAUCUCUUAAAAGCAAGUACGGCGAGCCUCAGUCUUGUUCCAUAUGCAAUUUAAAAACUGCUUUUGGCAGUGCCUUGGUUUGCCAGAGGUGCUUACACUACAGAAACAGAUUCGGUGAGCCACGCCAGUGUCAUUCUUGUGGGAAUACGUGUGCCUUUUUAAAAGAUGAGGCCAGCCGAGAGAAAGUUGAUGGACAGAUUCUUUGUUGGGUGUGUACAUACAAUUUUAAAUUAGCUCGAUCUAAAGAACGCUCUAUUCAUGGAUUCAACAAACGUCGACAUGAUGGUUACCAGCUUUCAACUGCAAACCGUUCGAGAUCAAGUCAUAACACUCUUAAAAAAACUUAUACCGAUGGGUUUGGAACAAGGCAAAUUGACACGCAGAUGCAUGUACAACAGGCUUUAACUACUCAAGCACUAAGCUUAGAUUCUGUGUACAAUGAACACUUACUUACUAUAAGCCAGUUACAAGAUGAGAUCAAAUCACUCAAGCGUCAAUUAACACUUAAAGACUCUGACUUGUUAACCAAAGAUCGUACAAUAGCAGAGUUACGCUCUGAAAUGAUUGAAAUAAAAUCAAUGAAUGAAGAUCGUGUCCGAAAAAUAAAAUCAGCUGCACAGCUUGAACAAGAUCGGAUGCUAGCUACAAUACGUCAGUUACAAAAAGAGAAGGCAAUUAUUAGUCAUAAUACUAAACGUCGUAAAAUUAAUAACAAUCUCUCAAAAAUUACAAACCGAAAUUCUUUGUCUUCGACAACUUUAUUCAAUCCAGACUCACCGCUUAGUUUGGGCUUUGCAAAACGAGUUUCCAAGCCUCUAGUACUUGAAAGCCAAGAUAAAGAACGUGGAAGCGAUGAAACAUUGUCUUACUCAGAUCGAGUAUCGAAAAAUACACUGGACUCAACAAGUCGUUCAGUGAAAAGACAACUUACACCUGACUGUAUUAGUGUACAAAUUUACGAUGAAGACUCUAACUUAGCACCUCAACGUACAGUUACUUCUGGCAUAAGACAAAACGCAGGUUCACCAGGUAUUACUUCAAGUAUAUCACCCAAACCUCCUACAGAUGAUGAAGAAGCAUCUCAACCGUAUCAAUAUGAUCCUCAUGAAAUAUCUGGGAAAAACCCUCUUGGGUUGGAUACGCCAUCGGAGUCUGAAAAUGAAACUCCCGACUGA
Molecule: messenger RNA, 1353 nt
Organism: Schistosoma guineensis
Lineage: Eukaryota; Metazoa; Platyhelminthes; Trematoda; Strigeidida; Schistosomatidae
Source: the annotation of a GenBank genome assembly